AUGGCCGUUAUUACUUCCCCCGCCAACCCAUGCGUUGUCUCUUCAUUCACAAAUCCAUCAGUUUUCGGUGCAGAAAUCCUCGCCAUCAAUGCGGCACCCGUCAGCAACUUUACCCUUUCCUUACCCAGUGUAGAUAUUGGGGUUUCAAACCCGCCCACGGUUGAGUUUUGUAAUGUUACUGUCACAUACACGCAUCCAGGGCAGAAUGACAAAAUCAAUGUCGAAACUUGGCUACCUCUUCAAAAUUGGAACGGAAAGCUCCAAUCUGUUGGGGGCGGUGGCUGGGUAGCUGGCCGAGGCUUUCUGUCGCAAAUCCGAAUGCUAGGUCCCAUAGCUGAAGGCUAUAUCACAACGAGUACGGAUGCAGGGCAAGACGGCUGGAGCGGCUUGGAUGCCUGGGUUCUCCUGAGCCAGGGGAACAUCAAUCUUCAUGCGUUGCAAAAUCUGGGUCUCGUUUCUUUGAAUGAUACUGCUUUCAUUGCCAAGUCGCUGUCUUCAGACUACUACGGACGCGCGCCUUCCUAUUCUUACUGGAACGGGUGCUCCCAAGGUGGCCGACAAGGUAUCGCUCUAGCACAAAGAUUCCCAACAGCAUAUGAUGGUAUCUUUGCAAACGCGCCAGCUAUUCAUUGGGCUGAGCUCAUAGCCAGUUCCCUUUGGCCUGUCGCAUUCAUGCAAUUUACGAAUCAGUACCCCAAGGGUUGCGAGCUUACACAACUGACAUCUUUGGCUAAAACUGUGUGUGACGAGCUCGAUGGGGUUAGAGAUGGGCUAAUUGGUGACCCCGAAGCCUGCAGAGAGGCUUUCAACCCGGAAUCCUACAUUGGGACUUCAGUUUUCUGCGACGAGACUGGAUCGGAGAUACAAAUCACUUCCACCGCCGCCUCAGUUGCAAGUGCUAUUUGGGACGGGCCAAAGUUCUCUGAUGGACGGUUUAUCUGGUACGGGUUCGACAUCGGGACUGACAUCACACCUCUCGCCCAAUCCAUAUGCUCAGACGAUGGAAAGUGUUAUGCGACUGCAACACCUUCUAUCAGCACUUCGAUCCGGUAUUUUGUAGACAAGGAUGUGUCAAGCAACGUCACAAUGGUGUCCCACGAGGACUUUGAUCAUCUAUACCGCACUAUAAAAAACCUUUUUGCUUCCAAUCUGCAGACAGGCGAUCCCGAUGUUACUGAAUUUCGAAAUGCAGGGGGUAAAAUACUUACUUAUCAUGGCCUGGUGAGCAUUUCCGAAGUUAUAUCACAGUUUAUAGUACUAAUAUGUGCGCCAUUACAGAUGGACGAAGCCAUCCCAUCUCAGGGAACUCUACAUUACUACAAGAUGGUGAACGAAACUCUUGGUGGCAUUCAAGACUGUUACAGGUAUUUCCGUGUUCCUGGUUUGCGACAUUGCUGGGGUGGCAUCGCCAGCGAACCAGCUUUAAUGUUCAACCAGCUAGUGAGUUGGGUUGAAGAAAGCAAAGAGCCUACCCACUCCAAGGUCACAUUUGCCGCCUCUGAAAAUAGUACCAGUGAGGGUAUAAUCUGCGCUUGGCCACAGAAACCUGUCCUAUCUCCUACAUGCAACUUUUCCUCGGCAACCGAAGAUUGUUGGUCAUGCUCAAUUUGA
Colletotrichum truncatum is the source of this 1611-nucleotide messenger RNA. RefSeq names its product feruloyl esterase-like protein 2. Lineage: Eukaryota; Fungi; Ascomycota; Sordariomycetes; Glomerellales; Glomerellaceae. The record is from RefSeq and is a predicted model, not a curated record.